AUGUCGCUCAUUUCAUGCGGCAAUAUGGCUCUGACGGUCUCGACAUCGACUGGGAGUAUCCCGGGGCACCUGGAUCGUUGUGGAAAUCCAGACGAUACUGCAAAUUAUGUCCUACUACUCAAAACUCUUCGCGAGACAUUUGGUGCGAGUGGUAGUAAAUUUGGCCUAACAUUCACCACCCUAACUUCAUAUUGGUAUCUACGCUGGUUUGAUCUGCCUAAAAUGCUCCAAUAUGCAGACCGGAUCAGUGUGAUGACUUAUGACCUACACGGGUCAUGGAACGCUGAUAACCCAAUUGGAAAUAUUGUUCAGGGUCAUACAAACCUCACUGAGAUUAAAUUGGCCAUGGAAUUAUACUGGCGAGUCGAAAUCCCUCCUUCCAAGCUCGUUCUCGGCUUUGGCUUCUAUGGCAGAUCAUUUACACUAUCAGAUCCCAGUUACAAUUCUCCAGGUUGUACUUUCAGCGGUGCAUCGAAUCCAGGGCUUUGUUCCGCUACAGCGGGAAUACUUGCCUAUUACGAAAUCCAAGAGUUGAUAAAUCAACACAAAGCCCAAAAGAAGAUAGAGGCUAUCAGCCCCAUUCAUGAUCGAGAUGCUGCGGUUAAAUACUUCACAUUUGGCAAAGACCAGUGGGUCUCGUAUGAUGAUAAGGAUACCUUCAAGCAGAAGGUUGACUGGGCGAAUAGUGUUGGCCUGGGCGGAGCGAUGAUCUGGGCAUCAGAUCUUGGUGAGUACACUGACACCGCCUGA
Messenger RNA from Talaromyces stipitatus ATCC 10500, 750 nucleotides. RefSeq names its product bacteriodes thetaiotaomicron symbiotic chitinase, putative. Bases 1 to 750 code for a protein of 249 amino acids. Lineage: Eukaryota; Fungi; Ascomycota; Eurotiomycetes; Eurotiales; Trichocomaceae. The record is from RefSeq and is a predicted model, not a curated record. The transcript is spliced from 2 exons. Gene Ontology annotation, biological process: carbohydrate metabolic process. Gene Ontology annotation, molecular function: chitin binding.